This is a messenger RNA of Lampris incognitus (smalleye Pacific opah), 1863 nucleotides long. RefSeq names its product tubulin-specific chaperone cofactor E-like protein. NCBI's taxonomy places the organism in Eukaryota, Metazoa, Chordata, Actinopteri, Lampriformes, Lampridae. The transcript is spliced from 10 exons. Gene Ontology annotation, biological process: protein folding. The record is from RefSeq and is a predicted model, not a curated record. Bases 158 to 1468 code for a protein of 436 amino acids. Gene Ontology annotation, molecular function: alpha-tubulin binding.
UGACACCUGACCAAAGAGGGUUCAGCGUUUCCUUUGAGGACACCUGUCAAGCGUUACAGCCACUCUGGAGUCACUGGUGCAGAAACGCAAGCGGACAGUGAGCAGUGAUAGUGGACAGGCGCAGGAUAACUGCUCUGCAUCUGAGGGAGAAACUGGGAUGUGGGACGGAGCUGCAGAGCUGCCAGAGGAUGUGGAGGGCCGUACCUUCAUGGAGGUUAUCAGUGAGAAGUACAGCCCCGAGAAUUUCCCAUAUCGCCGAGGGACUGGCAUAGGGGUGGUGGUGGUGCCCACAAUUGGUCCCCAAGGCUCUCCUAUGAAAGAACGCCUGAACCUCCCUAGUGUGCUGGUGUUAAAUGGCUGUGGAAUCAGCAGGGCUGGAGAUGAGGCGGAGAUUGCAGCAUUCUGUGCUCAUGUCAUGGAGCUUGACCUAUCCCAUAACAAGCUGCAGGACUGGAAUGAGAUUAGUAAAAUUGUGUCCAAUAUCCCCAACCUGGACUUCCUUAAUCUGAGCUCCAACCCCCUGGCAGGUUCAGGAGUGGAGGCGCGCUGUGCUGAAGCCUUCUCUCGUGUCCGACGCCUUGUCCUCAACAACACACAAGUAUCCUGGGAUACUGUGCUUGUGCUUACAAGGGAAAUGCCAGAGCUGGAGGAGCUGUUCCUGUGCCUUAAUGAAUACACCACAGUGUCAGCCUCCACUGUGCCCUGCCCCACCCUGCGUCUGCUGCACAUAACAGACAACAGCCUCCAGGACUGGGGUGAAGUGCGGAAAUUUGGUACCAUGUUCCCCAGUCUCGACACGCUGGUCAUGGCCAACAACAACUUGGCGUCCAUCCAGGAUGGUGGGGAUAUCUUGCAACGGCUUUUCCCCAACUUACGCAGCAUAAACCUGCACAACUCAGGUCUCAACCAAUGGGGAGACAUUGAGAAGCUGAAUUUCUUCCCAAAGCUGGAAGAGGUGCGACUGCAGGGCAUUCCUUUACUGCAGACCUACACCAACACAGAGCGCCGCAGCCUCAUGAUAGCACAGCUUCCUUCAGUAUCGUCGCUAAAUGGCAGUGUUGUCAGCGAAGGAGAGAGAGAAGAUGCAGAACGGUUCUUCAUUCGAUAUUAUUUAGACUACCCAGAGGAGGAGUUGCCCUACAGAUACCACUGCCUGGUGACCAAGUAUGGGAAGCUGGAACCACUUGCGGAGAUUGACCUCCGACCCCGCUGCCGUGCUCAGGUGGAGGUGCACUGUGAGGACAAGGUGGAGCAGGUGAACAUCCGCUUGGACCAGACCGUAGCAGAGCUGAAGAAACAGCUGAGAACAGUGGUCCAGCUUCCUACCAACAACAUGAGGCUCUAUUACAUUGACAAGGAUGUGGGCAGCCACUUUGGACCAGAAGAGAUGAAGUACAGCAACCGAGCGCUCCAUUCUUACAGCAUUCGAGACGGCGAUGAGAUACUGGUGGUUCCCAAGACCAAGUGAAGCAACUGGCUCCCAGCGGGCGGAUUUAAUGAUUGAUUGAUUAACUGGAUUAUUUAUUGACUGGUGAACUGACUGUGGAAACAAUUUGAAAAAUGCAUAUAGAGAAUAUUACAAGAAAAUGUAAGGUUCUAUGGAGACAGGGAGAUUGGUUGGUGGACUGCUGACGGGUUCUGGCUGCUUAUGAAGCCCCCUUUCAAUAGGAGUUUUGUUUUUAUUUAUGCACAGUCGAGCUUUUUUUGAGGGCAUCUGUUGAAAUCAAUGGAAAAAUCUUUAGCAACAAACACCCAGGCAAUGAAAGCAACACCCUGUCAGCUAAAAGCUGAAGCAGAGAAGCAGAAGGCUACUCUACCAGCAAGGAUGCAUUGAAGCUGUAUCCUGUUGUACAAGGCAUAAAC